UUUUAAUUAUGAUUUGAUGUCCUGCAAUUUUACAUUUUUGCAAAAUAAAAGUGCCCCAUUGACAUAUUAUUUAUGGAUAUCUCUAAAACCAAAAUUAUCAUAUAUUUAUUGACUUUUGCCGGUUAUGCCUGGUCUGGUUAUGGAAGAAAUGUCCUAGCAAAUCUCAGAGAUGCAGUUUUGUCAGCAGAGAGUUUCUUUGGAGAUUUUGCAGUCAAAGUGGUUGAAGUUGUUAAACAACUGAAAACAGUACAUGAUACUUUAAAUGAAUCUUUAGAGGAAGAUUGUGUUUGGACUUGCCCAGGAGGUGGAAAGGCUGUGAAAAAUAAAUAUCACAAACCAAUUUCUAAUGGAUGUGGACCCAUGGGAAUGGAAAUCGAUGCCAGUCUGCCUUAUCCUGAAAUGACCAAGUGCUGUAAUGAGCAUGAUCAGUGUUAUGGAACAUGUAACAUUGAUAAGGAUAGUUGUGAUCUGUCAUUUAAGAAAUUAGCUGGCAUUGAAAUUGUAAAUUUGGUCAUGUGAUGUGAUCUUUCACACAUUUAUGUAUAUUGCUCAUCAAAUUGCUACGAAGGAGGUUUUGUGCAGUGGCAACCAUCCAUAGCUCCAUUAGGGGCCUGUAUAGUAGUGCUCAUCCCACAAUUUCAGAACAACUCGUGUUUAAGGAAAGUGAAAAAUUGGUCUAAAUCCAUAGAUUAUGGCUGCUCAGUAUUCAAAAUAGAGAUAUAAUAUUAGAUAGAUUUCUCUUUCCUUAUCUCAUCUUAGAAUUAACUUUUUUAUUUGUUUUUAUC
Nezara viridula (southern green stink bug) is the source of this 785-nucleotide messenger RNA. Lineage: Eukaryota; Metazoa; Arthropoda; Insecta; Hemiptera; Pentatomidae. The record is from the annotation of a GenBank genome assembly.